CCACUCGCGACGUAAACUCUCCCUCCUGCGUUCUGUACCACGUGCUCGGGUGUAUCGUUUAUCCGCGAGCUCGUCAACCGUCACACCAUCCGAAUUUAAUUACAGUGAUUAAAAUAAUAAAUAUUUAUUUUUUUAACCAGUGUUUUUAAAUGUGUAUAUAAAACGUGGAUUGUGGAUAUCAAUUAUAAAAUUCAUGGUCAUAUUUAUUACUGUGCCUAAUUAUAUAAAUUUACAUAAAUAAAUAUAAUCAGUGGUUUAAUUUUAUUAACAUAAAAAAAUACUCCAAGGAUUAUAAAUAAAUAACGAUUAAUAUUUUAUGUGUUGAUUAAUUAAUUGACGUCAAAUAAUCAAUUUGGUGACAAAUUAUUUUUAUGUAAUUUAUUAUUCCGUUAAUGAAUGAGGCAUUUAAUAGUUUUAAUGGAGAUGUCAUUACCUCUAUAAUGGAGCUUUAUGGAUGACUAUGUAUGUAGGGUAUAAUACAUGUGUAAGUUUUAAUAGAACAAUAAAACGGAUAAUAUAAUGACGAAGCUAUUUGUAAUGAUACAAAUUAGAGUGGCAAGUAUCUUUCACACAACCCAUUGGUUUUAGUGCGCUCGCUGAUACACUUACGCAUACAUUACACGCGUAUUACUGCCGAUAAAUGUAUAUACAUAUACAUAUACAUGGGGUGUGUUUCAGCGGUGAAUUGGGGAGUUAGCUGGCCUACUGCGCUACACGGGUCUGUCUGCCAAUAAUCGAGAUAGAAACGCUUAAUCGAAUUGACACGAACAAACUCUUUCAUCAAACUGAGAAACAAAUUUCACGGAUGGAAUCAAUAACCCAAAUGAAGUCAGUCCACCAAAUUACGAGGGAUACAUCAUUUACUGAGAAUGAAGAGCAGGUGUGGGAGUGACGCAUCCGCUGGGGGGCUCUGUGAGUACACGGUGCUGUGUAGUAAUCAUUGACGUUUAUGAUUGAAGCGAAAAAAGUUGUAACGAGGAGGAAAAUUGGCGGAUCGUGAUAAAUUCUGCCGACGAAGGGAGGAAUUUAUUGGAGCGACACGACGCGGAAGGAUAGGCUUGUGAAACCUCCGGCGAUGGAUUUGGUUCUACUGCUGCUCUUGGUCCUGCUCAGGCGAGAGGUUAUUGCACUAAGGCUGCUCUCAGUGAACGUACCGCCGUACAAAUUCAAAGACGAAACGGCCCAUCUAGUGUGUCGGUAUGACUUGGAGACAGAAAAACUCUACUCAGUGCUCUGGUACAAAGACAACGAAGAGUUUUACAAAUACGUAAAUACGGAUCGAAGUCAACACAUUUAUCAAGUGGACGGAAUCAAAGUCGACCACCGGAACUCAGAUGGUUCGCGCGUUAUUCUCCAGCGAGUUAAUUUAGAUACCACUGGCGUAUACAAAUGCGAAGUGAGCGCAGAGGCUCCACACUUUGCAUCAACUUACGGUGAAGCGUACAUGGAAGUAGUUGUAAUGCCAGCCAUCGGCCCUGCGAUUACGGGCCAAGAAAAAUCUUAUGCGAGCGGUGACAUUUUAUCACUUAAUUGCACAAGCUCAAAAUCUUAUCCACCUGCAGAAAUGAAAUGGUUCAUCAAUGAAGUUGAGGUGGAAGCAGAUUCAACGAGAACGAUAAGCCAUCGUGAUCAACUAGUGACAACAAUAUCAAGUUUACGGUUGGAACUGGGGCCCCAUCAUCUUUCAAGUGGAAAAAGCAGUAUCAAAUGCAGAUCCACAGUUCGAACGAGUAGUAGAGCCCGUGAAGCGGUGAUAGACGUACGCGACACGAACGUCGAAGUUCAAGGGAGCGCUAGUUUUAUCAGGCCCUGUCUCUCACUGCUGCUGGUAGCGGUAAUACUCGAUCGGAUACUGAGGAUGGAUUGAAAGCAUUUGGUAAGUACGGCGAAGGUUUCGGAUUGUUCUGUAAGCCUCGGCAUAACAAAGGGCUGUGAACAUUGGGAUAAAGUCAAAGUAUGUGAAUGCGUGUAAGACAUAUAUGGAUGUAUACAUAUUACAUAUAUAUAUAUAUAUAUAUAUAGUGAUCGCGCAUGUGGGAUUCGCGUGCGUGAGUGUGAGUGGGAAUAUAUGAGCGGAUAAAUAUAAAUUUGUGAUGGUCCUAUACCAGUGUUCCAUGACCAAAGACAAUCAUGUUGAAAUAUAAUGGGAUAUUGUUCCGAUUUUUGGGGCUAAUUCAAGGAAUUAAUUAAUCGUCAUACUGUACAGCCCGAAUGUAUGUGCUUUGUUUGUUACGUCUGCUAAUCUUAUUAGUUAUUAUGUGUGCAGACUAAUUUGAAAUCUUCAGUUCCUUUUGUUAAAACGCGACCUAUUAUAUUAAGUUCUCUUUGUGUCCCGCGGUUUAAUUGGAACCGGAUACUAAUACAUCCAAUAAAUUUUAGGCUAGUUAAAUUUGUACUAUUAUUUAUUAUUUUUAUGUAUGAAACGUUUGUUAACAAGUAUAAUAAAUGACCUAUUGUGCUCUUAGGCAGAUAUUGUAUCGUUAUUUAUACGAUGCAGGUUUAAAGUUAUUAAAGAAAAAUAAUAAAUGAACAGUUAUUAAAUAACAAAUAAAGUGUAAAUAUAAAUUUUUGGCAUUGAAAAAUUAGGUAUAUAAAAAUUAUAAAUAUAUAAAUAUUAUAUAUUUGAAUUGUUGAAAUAACGGUAACGAUGUUGGACGUUUAAUAAAAUAAUUAAAUGAGUGUAUAAAGUUUUAUUUUUUUGUCAUUUUAAUAACAAAAUGUUGGUUUGGUGAUGAUUUAAUUUUUGGAAAGUUCCCGAGUCGAAAUAUUAGACGUAAAUUGAUUGAAAAUUCAAAAUGAAGGUUCAAUGUUUUGAUAGUACCCAAAAUGUAACUUCGUUAUUUUUUUCCGGUAUCUGCCUUAAGAGCUAAAAGGGCGUACUGAACAAUUUUUGGAAAUUGACGUGAUUAUAAUCCACGAGUACAAAAUUGAUGAUAAAAUUUUUUGGCACACUGUAAAAAGAGCGGUAAUAAAAUGAAAUAACACCGGUGUAGGCGGUGUAAUUUGGCAGUGUUAAAAUACUGGUGUUAAAUCGGUGUAAAAAAAAUCCACGUAUGCACGGAAAAAAUUUUUUGAUGAAAAAUACUCUGCAAUUUCGAGUAAUCCUAGGCCAUUUAAAAAAAUUAGUAUUUUUUAUUUCAACUUUUAAUAUUUCAUUGAAAUAUUAAUAUCACUAGACUAUAUUUUGCUCUACUAGUGAGUAAUUUUUUAACAGCAGAUAAAGUGGUAUAAUUCUAUGAUUUUAUACUCUGUUGGGAUAUCAUAUUUAAUCGGUUAUUGUGAAUAUUUUAUCAGAAUCUAUCGAUUUUUAUUCUAUGUGUAUUAAUUUUUACUUCCCGAUAUAGCAUUGCUUUAAGCCUAUUGAUGUUAUGAUGAAAAAUUACUUGUAAUUCGAAUAAAAUUUCGAAUCUAUGAAAGUAUUUUUUACUCUAACCUGCAGAGUAAUAAUUCAGUAGUCUUCGUUAAUCUUCGGUUAAUAUCGGCUUUUGCCUGCGAUAACUUACAUGUUACGUACACAAACGUAGGCUUGAAGAAAAGACGAUCUCUGUAUCUAUCUGUAACUUAAUAUUUAUUUUAAAAUUAAAAAAAAUUUUGUAUCUUUUCUUUCUCUAUACAAGACGAGUAAUUUUUAUUUUUUUCAAUUCUUUUUCAAAAUGUUUAUUUCAAGUCAUAUUCUAAUGCUAUUAGAUGGUUUUAGAUUUUUAUAGAAAUUUCAGUCUAUUGUAAUUUUUAUUGUAAUUCAAUAUAAAUUUUAUAAAUUGAAUCAUCAACUUUUCAUCAUAACCUAUCGAGUAAAAAUUGAAUUAGAGAGAAUUUAUUAAGAUAGCCGCUAGGGGUAAUUUUUACUCGUAAUUGUGAGUAAAAAUUAAUCUGAUUGAUUUUUACCCACCCGAAAGAGUAAAAUUUCGAAAUUUGAAAGUAAAAAAUCGUAAUGGCCCAAAAUUACUCGAUGUAGAGUAACUAUUGAAUAAACGACAUGGCAAUAUUCAUACAAAAAUUCUUUCCGUGUAAGUACUUAUUUAAAUAAUUAUCUAUGUUAUACGUAAUUUAUUUAAAAGUUUCACAAUUUUCCCCCACCAUUUUAAUCACCAAUAAUUUAAUUAAUUAAUAGCAAGACCGUCCCAUACGAAAAAAGUAUAUAUACGGCCAAAAUUGAAUAUAUGUCUCAUAUAUGCGACCUAUAUUCAGAUUUGCCCGAAUAUAUACGGAUAUAUACUUUUUCCCUACGGGGUUUAACUGUAGUGAUUAAUAAAGCAAAAAUAUUCAAAAAGUUAAAUAUUUUCAACACUGGAAAUUUUAACACCUACACCGUUUGGACUCACUCCGUUUUUUUUUUUUACAGUGUUACUUAUAUUUCCAUAUUGUAAGUCUAUAUAUAGGUUUUAAUUACGUUUUGGAUUCGUGAUACUCCAAUCAACGUUUAAAAUAAAUUAAAAACGGUCAAUUUAAGUUUUUAAUAUCCAAAACAUUCAAUUUACGUACAGUAUUUCGACUCGGGUUAAUUAAAAGUUUAAGCUAAAGGAUUUUUUUUUAGCUAACUGUAUAUAUAUAAAUAUAUAUAUGACUAAGAUUUAAGAGUUUGGAAAAGAAAUAUUAAUAAAGAUUAAGUGUAAAAUAAGUUUAUCAAGCGUAUAUGUGAUAUGAGAUAAGUCGAGAGAAAAGUUUUAAGAGGUAUAAGAAUUGUGAAGACAAACGUGCUUACGGCACAAUUACUGAAAUGCGAGGUCAAUGGGUUUCACGGUGGGUGAAAUUUCCGACAAAAGAUCAGCGAGCGAUGUUGAUAAAAAGUAAAAAAGGAAAUCUAAAGGAAGAUGGAAGCAAAGAAAAAUAAGACCGGAAUGCCGUAAGGUUUCGAUAGUCACCUUAAAGAGAGUGCUCUUUUUGAGGUUGGAGCACACACUAAAAUUGAGUUUUCUCCUGCCUUAUCUCAUCAAACGUAUCACCUACUGAACCUGAAAGAAGAUAUCCUAAGAAAUUUCAUUACUUUAAUGGCAAUGAAGGAUAAUGGAAUAAAAAUAAAUAAAUUUAAUGGAAAAUACGGUGAAAUUCUCGAGGUGCACUGGACGAUGGGUCAUAUUUUUUCAUUGGUCAUGUUUAAAUAUUUAAGAUUGCAUAUUUGUGCCACUCUAUUGGAGCUGGUAAAGGUGAAAGAGUUUCCGUUCUUUCAAAUAAAUGUUAUUUUAAGUAAUGAAGAGAUUGGGUCAGGCGAAAUUAGGCCACUGAGGGAAAAAUAAAAUUAAUUUUGAAAUAGUAUAUUGCAUAGUUAAGAUACUAAGAUAGUCUUUAUCUGGCGAGGGCAAUGUUUUCAGCACGAGUCGUAGGGUUACAUACACGGGCCGAAAGCGCUUCCCGAAUAAAGACUAUCUGAGUGUCCUACUAUGCGCUAUAUUUUAUUCAACAAUUGCCUGAUUUACGCGAUUAAUGACAAUCUGCGAAGCGAAGUCUGUGGCUGUUUAGCGACACGGUGCACCCACAAAAUUACAACAAACCAUCGGCUUUAAAAUUCAGAAUUCAUAUUUAAUUGAUUUAAAAUUUACUCGGAUGUUUUAAUUAUUAAUUUCAAUAUUCAUUAAUAAAAUAAAUACAACACAACCACGUGGUAUAACCCACUUUCCAUAUGAUGAAUUGAAGUAACCAUAUUUAGUGUACUAGCCGUUCAACAUGGAUUUUGACAAAAAACUUUAAGUCGUUUAACGAGUUCUUACGAUGUUCAAUAGAUGGAGCUCAGUUAAAAAUCUUGAGACGCGUGGUGAAAUGUCAUUUCAACACUCACUUUUCACAACGCCGAUGGUAGUCGAGGACAUCUAUUUUGAUUUUACUCAACUUCUUUGCACUGUUCGAUAAACAGCUGUUUAGGGUUCGCAACGCAGACGUCAUAAAGCGCGCAAAUCAGGCCUGUGUUGAAUAAAACAUUUUACGCGUUAAUUUUAAGUAAAAGCUAUGACUUGCAAUAAAAUUUGAGAGUAGAGCCUUGAAAAUUUUUUAAAAGAGUAGAAACAAUAAAUUACAAUUUAAAACAUGUUUGGAAAAAAAAUUUGAGUAUCUCAUUUUGUCCAGCCGUUUUCUGAGUGCUGAUGAAAAAUGAAAUAUUUUAGAGGGCCAGUAGCUUUCACAGGUAAAAUUGACGGGUUUUACUCGUAAUUUUUAUAUUUAUCACUCUCGAAUGUUUUACUUCAUGGUGUCUAAAAAUUACUAACAAAAUUUCAAUCAAUGGCCUUCAAUAUUCAGCGUUGCUGCAGUUGUAUUAAAAAAAAUUGUUUGUACAAAAAAAAUAUUGAAACAUACAGCACAUACAUUCUUUGAAACUAGAAUUUUCUCUAGAAUAUAUUAAGAAAUGAAUUUUAAUCAUUGAAAUGCCAGUGGUUCCGUCAAACAAAUUUUUUCUAUUUAAAUUUUAUUUCCAUUUCGUUAUUUUUUAAUCUCUAUUCAACAAAUAAGUGCAACUCUUUCACUUUUACUUUUUAAAAAUAAUUACUUUAGUAAUAAAAGUAAGUCGUCAUAACGAAAAUUAUGAUAUUAAAAAUAUAAUAAUUUUUUUCUCACAUAAAUCGUCACCGAAACAAACAAAUUGUUAAUUGUAAAAUAUUAUACAUAUUAAACAAAUAAAUAAUAAUCCUAAUAAUAAUAAUAAAAAAUAUAAAUUGUAUAUGAUGAAUAUGUCUGUAAAUAAAUGCAUAAUUGUACGACCUAAGAAACAAUGUAUAGCGAUUGUCUUAAUGCCUAGACAGCAUGACAAGGAAAGCUCGUAGAAUAAUUAUUGCGUGUGCCUGGAGCUAAAUCAUACCUGCUCUUCUUAGACACCCUUGAGGCGUUCACUAAAUAUUAAAUAUCAAAUAUUAUGUAUUUAUGUGUAUGGCCUAAUGUAUAUACUUUGCAUAUUUAGUGAUAAAUAAAUAUAU
This is a messenger RNA of Microplitis mediator, 6899 nucleotides long. RefSeq lists its product as uncharacterized. Bases 1076 to 1867 code for a protein of 263 amino acids. The transcript has 9 exons. The record is from RefSeq and is a predicted model, not a curated record. Lineage: Eukaryota; Metazoa; Arthropoda; Insecta; Hymenoptera; Braconidae.